AGUAAACACUUGCAUGUUGCCAUAUGCGUGGUCUUCUUCCUUAAAUCAUCGUUCUCCGAUUCCAGUUUGACGGUGGAGGAGGGCGGAGUACAACUCAGUAAAACUCUCGGUACUGAUGUUCUGUCUUAAAACACCUUUACCUUCAGGGAAAACAUCGACGGAUUGUUUUGGCUGUUCACUUUGCAGGGAACUUUAAUUAGCCUAAUAUUACGUUAUUGAUGUUGAGUUACCGACCGGCACCGUUGUAUCUGGUCGAAUAACCUUUUGGACCGUUUACAUACGACACUUCUGGUGUGUCAGUUAGUUACCUAGUCAGUCGAGUCAGUUAGACCUGAGAUGGGCCUCAGCUCGUUGUUGUACCUGUGUGGUCUGUUGACCCUGUGUGGCCUCCGGGGUGUGCUCUCUCAGUCCACCUCUGCCCCCUCCUAUGGCGAGCGGGGCUCAGAUCUGGGUCUCCAGGUGUUUAACCAGGUGGCCCGCUCCAGACCACAGGACAACGUGGUGUUCUCCCCACAUGGCGUGGCCUCAAUCCUGGGCAUGCUGCUGCCAGGCGCUCAUGGAGACACCCGAAGUCAAAUCCUCACAGCUCUACGCUACAAGAAGAAUGGCCCUUAUAAGAUGUUAAGGAAGCUCCACAAGACACUGACAGCCAAAUCCAACCAGGACAUCGUCACCAUCGCCAAUGCUGUGUUCUCCCAGCAGGGUUUCCCUAUGGAAGAGGCAUUUGUGUCCUCCAACAAGGACAACUUCCAGUGUGAGAGUCGGACCCUGAACUUUAAUGAUGCUCAGGCUGCAGCAGGCCUUAUCAACAGCUGGGUCAAGAACCAGACCAAAGGCCACAUCCCCACUCUGGUCAAGGCAGACAUGUUCAAUGGGGCUCUGACUCGCCUGGUGGCAGUCAACGCAAUCUACUUCAAAGGCCUGUGGAAGUCCCGCUUCCAGCCAGAGAACACCAAGCCGAGAACCUUCAAUGGGGGGGACGGCAAUGCCUACAAGGUCCCCAUGAUGUCCCAGCUGUCUGUCCUCAACAUUGGUCUAGCCAGCACGCAACAAGGGCUGAAGUAUAAAGUGAUCGAGCUGCCGUAUCACGGCAACAGCAUAAGCAUGCUGAUUGUCCUGCCAUCUGAUGAGGACACGCCCUUACGUGAUGUCAUCCCUCAUAUCAACACAGCCACUGUGCAGAGCUGGACCAAGCUUCUGCACCAGAGGAAAGUUCGUCUGCUGCUGCCGAAGUUUUCUGUUGAAGCCGAGGUGGACCUACAAGCCCCCCUUGUAGCUCUGGGGAUAAAAAAUCUCUUUGACGAGGGCAAAGCUGACUUCAGACACCUCAGUACAGAGCCUGUGUAUGUAUCUAAAGCCCUACAGAAAGCCAAAAUCGAGGUCAACGAGGAUGGAACAAAAGCAUCUGCUGCCACUGCUGCCAUUUUGUUGGCGAGGUCCUCUCCACCUUCAGUCAUAGUAGACCGGCCCUUCCUCUUCCUUAUCCGGCACAAGCCAACAGGCACAAUCCUCUUCGCAGGUCAGAUCAACAAGCCUUGAGCUAUUCCUGCCUGCUGGUACCGCUUCGCUGGAUUGUGUGUUCUGAUGUUCAAAAUAAUACAUUGAUCUACACAGUAAACAUCUUGCUCCCAGGCAAACACACUCAUACUCAACACAAGCGCACUCUAAGUCUUGUAUUUUUGAUGCCUGGAGAUCUGUAUACAAUGUGGAAAUUGUGAUGCUAUUUGUUUUGAAUGUUUGCAUUCAUUUUACAUUGGUCAAUAAUAGCCUAUAAUGUUCAUAUUUCAAGUGUUUUAAUUAUAUUUUGUGUACUUUCUAGAAUAUGUGCUACUUUUCAUUACUGUGAAUGUUAAGCAGUAUAUUGUAUAGAUUACAUUUCAGUUUGAAUUCAUAUUAAUGUGGUUUUACAUUCACAAGUUCAGAUUGGAAAGUUAAACACUCCAGGUUACUGAAUUAGUUUACAUGUAGACACACAAAACCAUGUUUUAUGUCAAUCAUUUGCAUUGAAAUCUGGUUUCGUACUCCAGUGCUCUGUAUGCAGAUUUUCUACUUUUUUAACAUGUAAAUGAAAACAUAUUUGUUGAGUUGGAAAAUUGAAAGAAUUGACAAAGUGCUUAAGCUUAAAUAAACAUACUUUCUAGUA
This is a messenger RNA of Esox lucius (northern pike), 2143 nucleotides long. It is a transcript of the gene serpine2, whose product is annotated as serpin peptidase inhibitor, clade E (nexin, plasminogen activator inhibitor type 1), member 2. Gene Ontology annotation, molecular function: serine-type endopeptidase inhibitor activity. Lineage: Eukaryota; Metazoa; Chordata; Actinopteri; Esociformes; Esocidae. The transcript has 9 exons. Bases 337 to 1539 code for a protein of 400 amino acids. Gene Ontology annotation, biological process: negative regulation of plasminogen activation; negative regulation of endopeptidase activity. The record is from RefSeq and is a predicted model, not a curated record.